AUGAAGGUCAACGCAGGCGCCAUUAUUGGCACUCUUGCCUUUGUAUUUAUUUCUAUCGUCCCACAUGUUCAGGCUGGUGAAGAAGACGACGCAGUGACAUGGGAGAAAAUCAUGAAGAAGAGACAUGGCUUCUGGUACUGGGGAUCGUUUCCGGUACCAGGGGUUGACUAUCGCGUUGAGAUGGAGCCGUUGCCCCCUAGGGCGCUUCGCAGACGUGCUGCUGCUCUCGCCCCUGCCCCCCGUGCUCCUGCUGCCGCUCGCUGCGAGAGGAUUAAAGCUCCAGUUGCACCCGUACCGGCGAAACCCGCCGUCGUCGUAGAAGAUGUUGCUGCCAAAGCGGACAACGUUGAUGAAGUUGUUGAGCCCACACCCAGGGAUGAGGAGGCCGAAGUUGAAGAGACUGAUGCUAAUGAUGAUGCCGUUGAGUCUUAUGAGGAUCUGGACUCUGCCGUGGAGGACGAUGCCAACUACGAUGAGGAUGAUGAUGCUUUUGUGGAAGACGAUGAUGCCGAUUCCGAUGAGGACGCCGAUGCCGCUGAACCCACAUCUGAGGACCAGGAUGCUGAAGUAGAGGAGACUGAUGAGGCUGAGCCUACAUCUGAUGAUGAUGCUGUGGAAGACGACGACGCCAACGCUGACGAGGUUGAUGAGGCUGAGCCUACAUCGGAGGAUCAGGAGGCCGCCGUGGAGAACGAUGCCGACGCCGAUGACAUCGAGGAGCCCAUUGAGCCAACAUCUGUGAGCAGGGCCUCUGUCGCAUAUUACUAUGGCGCCAACUCCGCUGCGGAUAAGGACGCCGUCGUGGACAAGACUGUUGCUCGCCCCAGGGAGGUUCAAUCCCCCGCUGAGCCCGUACCGGCGAAGAAGAACGCCGUAUUCUCAAGAUUGUUUGACAGAUUGAAGUAA
Molecule: messenger RNA, 906 nt
Organism: Babesia ovata
Lineage: Eukaryota; Apicomplexa; Aconoidasida; Piroplasmida; Babesiidae
Exons: 1
Coding region: 1-906 (301 amino acids)
Source: RefSeq, a predicted model, not a curated record